CAUGUACGUAUAAUACGAAGACCCAAACUGCGGGACCCCUGGCGAUCUUUCAUCUUUAUUCCGCUUCGUUCAUCCGCCUUGGUCAGUAAACGGUCACUCUCACGCGCUCAAUCGCCCUGUCCCUGCUCAUCUUCUCUUCGAUACCCGGCAAGAGAUCCCAGUCUGCUUGAACCUCAGAUUUACACCAUGGCUAUCGAUCUCGGGCCUCUGGGGCAGCAGACUGUCCCGUCUGCGGCAUUGAUUGGCUUGGGUGCGAUCACGGCGGCCUCGGUCCUGUUUACAACGUUGAGAGUGCUACUGAGCACUUUCGUGCUACCUGGACAAUCUCUGUCCAAGUAUGGACCGAAGGGUUCCUGGGCCGUUGUCACGGGCAGCUCGGAUGGCAUAGGUCGAGAAUAUGCUUUACAACUUGCGAAGAAAGGAUUCAACCUGAUUCUUGUCUCUCGAACGGCCUCGAAGCUAGAGUCGCUUGCCUCCGAGAUCAAGAAGGCGUCGCCCAAUGUCUCCACGGAAAUACUUGCUAUGGACUUUUCGCAAAACCGCGACUCGGACUACGCUUUGUUAGGAUCUCUCGUGCAAGGAAAGCAGGUCUCGAUCCUGAUAAACAAUGUCGGACAGAGUCAUAGUAUUCCAGUACUAUUCGCGGACACACCUUGGAAUGAGAUAUCGAACAUUAUCAACAUUAACUGCUUGGGAACACUUCGCGCCACGCAGACGGUUCUACCUAGCAUGCUGCCAAACAAGAAGGGCCUCGUCCUAACUAUGGGUUCAUUCGGUGGUUUAACACCCACUCCGCUGUUGGCAACCUACUCCGGGUCGAAAGCUUUUCUGCAGCAAUGGUCCAAUGCUCUCGCCUCGGAACUUGCACCCCAAGGUAUCGAGGUGUUUUUCGUCCAUUCUUACCUCGUCACAUCUUCAAUGUCCAAGAUACGACGAUCCAACUGGCAGGUUCCAACCGAAAAGUUGUUUGUGAAGACUACACUGGCAAAGAUUGGACGGAGAGGAGGAAGUGUUGGCUACCCACACAGUGGCACGCCGUACUGGAGUCAUGCUCUGGUGGCAGCUGUGAUCACAGGGGUUCUUGGACCCAUGAACAGUGCACUGCUGUCAUUCAACCGGAAGAUGCACGUGGAUAUCAGAAAUAGGGCUCUGAAGAAGGCUGAGCGAGACGUACAGAAGAGCAAGAAGUCAACUUGAGCAUAAAAGCAGAUUAAUCCAGAAGGGCAACAUAGCGUGGCGUCGCAACAACUUUACCGUGGGAUAAUCUGGUACUGGCACGUACAUAAUCAUAUAGUUCUCGAGACGAUACCCAGUAAUGAUAAUGAUAUGCCAUACAUAAAC
Molecule: messenger RNA, 1341 nt
Organism: Exophiala viscosa
Lineage: Eukaryota; Fungi; Ascomycota; Eurotiomycetes; Chaetothyriales; Herpotrichiellaceae
Product: beta-keto reductase
Exons: 2
Coding region: 187-1197 (336 amino acids)
Biological process (GO): fatty acid elongation
Cellular component (GO): endoplasmic reticulum
Molecular function (GO): ketoreductase activity
Source: RefSeq, a predicted model, not a curated record